Molecule: messenger RNA, 816 nt
Organism: Pterocles gutturalis (yellow-throated sandgrouse)
Lineage: Eukaryota; Metazoa; Chordata; Aves; Pterocliformes; Pteroclidae
Gene: PIGS
Product: phosphatidylinositol glycan anchor biosynthesis, class S
Exons: 7
Biological process (GO): attachment of GPI anchor to protein
Cellular component (GO): GPI-anchor transamidase complex
Source: RefSeq, a predicted model, not a curated record
GUGGACUGGGACAUCGAGGAUGCUGUGAACCGCUACGUGCAGCCUGUCCUGGACAAACUGAGUUUGGUGGCCAACUUCUCUGUUGACUCGCAGAUCCUGUACUAUGCCGUCCUAGGAGUGACACCACGCUUUGACAAGGAGUCCUCCAGCUUCCUUCUGAGCGCUCACAGCCUCCCUCACGUCAUCAACCCCGUGGAGCCCCGGAUGGGAUCCAGCGCUGCCUCACUCUACCCUGUGCUGAACUUCCUGCUGUACGUACCAGAGCGCUCCCACUCCCCUCUGUACAUCCAGGACAAGGACGGAGCCCCAGUGCCCACCAACGCCUUCCACAGCCCCCGUUGGGGCGGCAUCAUGGUUUACAACGUUGAAGCCCCUGCUUCCCCCCAAGCCUCCCUCCCGCUGCACGUGGACGUGGACAUGGUGCGAGUGAUGGAGGUUUUUCUGGCCCAGCUCCGGUUACUGUUUGGGUUAUCUCGGGAGGAGCUGCCCCCCGAGUUCCUGCUGGAGAGCCCAGGGAAUGAGGGCUUGGCCGACUGGGAGCUGGACCGCCUGCUGUGGGCCCACACCGUGGAGAACAUCGCCACCGUGUCUACCACCUUGACCUCGCUGGCCCAGCUCCUGGACAAGAUUGGGAAUAUUGUCAUCAAAGAUGAUGUUGCCUCUGAGGUGUACCGAGCGGUGGCCUCGGCGCAGAGGGCCAUGGCUGAGCUGGCCGCAGGCCACCUGCACUCAGCUUUCCAGGCCAGCAGGGAGGCGGUCACCUCCUCCGAGCGAGCCUUCUUUGAUCCAUCUCUCCUCCAUCUCCUCUACUUCCCU